Messenger RNA from Perognathus longimembris pacificus (Pacific pocket mouse), 4123 nucleotides. It is a transcript of the gene Rasef, whose product is annotated as RAS and EF-hand domain containing. Gene Ontology annotation, molecular function: GTPase activity; calcium ion binding; GTP binding. Lineage: Eukaryota; Metazoa; Chordata; Mammalia; Rodentia; Heteromyidae. The coding region runs from base 453 to 2945 and encodes 830 amino acids. The transcript is spliced from 18 exons. The record is from RefSeq and is a predicted model, not a curated record.
CCACAGGACCUGAAGCAGAAGCUGUGCCUGUAGGAAGGAGCAGGACACAGUUGUCAAGAGGAACAUGAAGUCUGAGCUACUGUGGCUGCCCAGGGUGGAUUGGAACCUAAACAGAUUCCAGGAGGAGAAUGAUCUCCUGUGUUGAGGAUCCUGAUGUGGCUGAGCUACCUCCAGCUGAACUCGGGUCCCAGGGUUCCUUCUCAGUGUGUGCUGUUGGAAUGACUAUUGCCAGUCCUGUGGAAGAUGUGGGAGAGUGAUGGGAUCCUCAAGAGGAGCUGGGCCACUCAUAGAAACUGCAGAAAGCUCUGGCUGAUCUGGAAUGGAGAAGGAGGUGAGGACCACGUGGGUGAGCUGUACCUGGAGCUGCCUUCUGCCCUGUCCACAUGACCCUGGUCAUCUCAGUCACACCAAAAUCUGCUCACCUGAAGUAGGCUGCUGCGGUGCUGGUGGGAAUGCAUGACUGUCAGGGGCGCACCCUCCCUCUCUGGCAUAGCAGGGGACCCCAGGAGCGAGGCGGAAGCUCUCCGUGCGCCAGGCUACCUGUGGCCAGCCCAGACGCCUUGCCCCUCCCGGACAUUACCGCAAGUGGCCAAACCAGCUGGGCGAGCCGCUCCUGCCCCGGCUCCGGCCCAGAGCAGGUGGCUUUGCACUCGCCGGCUCGCAGCUGCCGGGUCUCGGCGCUGAGCCCUCGCCACUGCCCGCGCGCAGGUGGCAUGGAGGCGGACGGGGAGCCGGAGGAGCUGGCCCGGCUGCACUCGGUCUUCACCGCCUGUGACGCGAACCGCUCCGGACGCCUGGAGCGGGAAGAGUUCGGGGCGCUGUGCACCGAGCUGCGCGUGCGGCCCGCGGACGCCGAGGCCGUGUUUCAGCGCCUGGACGCCGACCGCGACGGUGCCAUCACCUUCCAGGAGUUCGCGCGCGGCUUCCGCGGGGCGCGGCGCCGGACUUGGGGGCCGCGGGCAUCAGUGCCUGCCGCGGCGGCGCCGGGGCUCGAACCCAGGGACAGCGAGGAGGAAGAGGACGAAGAGGGCGCGGCCGGCGACCAGGACUGGGUGGGCGAUCUGGACGCACCGUGGAGCCCGGCGAGGUCCGGCGGCCGCGCAUGGCAGGACUUCCAGGGACGACUGGGAGACGAAGCCAAGUUUAUUCCCAGAAAAGAACAAGUUAGUACUCUGUAUCUAAACAUUAACCUCGUGGAGCCAAGACUAAUCCAGUCAUAUGAACAUGUGAUAAAGAACUUUGUCCGUGAGAUCAAGCUUCAGAGCACAGAGAUGGAACACCUGGCAAUCGCAGUGAAGAGAGCCCAAGACAAGGCAGCCAUGCAGCUGAGUGAGUUGGAAGAGGAAAUGGAUCAGAGGAUUCAGGCAGUAGAACACAAGACCAGGAAGGAUGAAAAGCGCAAAGCUGAGGAAGCCCUCAGUGAUCUCAGACGUCAGUAUGAAACAGAAGUAGGAGACUUGCAAGUGACCAUUAAAAAGCUGAAAAAGCUUGAAGAGCAAUCCAAACAUAUAAGUCAAAAGGAAGACGUGGCAGCAUUAAAAAAGCAAAUUUAUGAUUUAUCAAUGGAAAAUCAGAAAGUUAAGAAAGAACUUUUAGAAGCACAUACAAACAUAGCCUUUCUUCAGAGUGAACUAGAUGCCUUGAAAAGUGAUUAUGCUAACCAGAGUCUGAAUUCUGAAAGGGAUCUGGAAAUAAUUCGAGAAUACACAGAAGAUCGAAAUAGUCUUGAGAGACAAAUUGAAAUACUCCAAACAGCUAACCGGAAGCUGCAUGACAGCAACGAUGGCCUCAGAAGUGCCCUGGAAAACACAUACAGCAAAUUCAACAGAUCUUUGCGCAUAAAUAAUAUAUCUCCAGGGAAUACAAUUUCAAGAAGCAGUCCCAAAUUCAAUGGUCAUUCUCCUCAACCUGUGGGUUAUGACAGGUCAUCCCGCUCUUCCUAUGUGGAUGAGGAUUGUGAUUCCCUGGCCCUAUGUGAUCCGAUGCAGAGGAUGAAUUACGAAGUGGACAGCCUGCCAGAGAGCUGCUUUGAUAGUGGCUUGUCUACCUUACGAGAUUCCAAUGAGUACGACUCAGAAAUGGAAUACAAGCACCAGAAGAUGUUUCAAAGUUCUCAUGGGGCGCAGGAGAGCUUCGGGGGUGAUGCCUCAGACACAGAUGUACCUGAUAUAAGAGAUGAGGAAACAUAUGAUUCGGAAGACGUGGCCUCUGUCUUAGACUUGAAGCCUCAAGGGUCUGUGUGUGAAGGGAGCACUGGUAGUUCCUCAAGAAAGCCCAUCCUGGCUCUUUCACCUCAAAUAGACAUGGCAGAUGACAACUCCAAACCACUCAGCACCCAGAAAGCUUACAAAAUUGUGCUUGCUGGGGAUGCUGCCGUCGGCAAAUCCAGCUUCCUCAUGAGGCUUUGCAAGAAUGAAUUUCGAGGAAACACAAGUGCCACCCUUGGAGUGGAUUUCCAGACAAAAACUCUCAUUGUAGAUGGAGAGCAAACUAUCUUGCAACUCUGGGAUACAGCUGGACAGGAAAGAUUCAGAAGUAUUGCCAAGUCCUACUUCCGAAAAGCAGAUGGUGUUUUGCUGCUGUAUGAUGUUACGUGUGAAAAAAGCUUUCUUAAUGUACGAGAAUGGGUAGACAUGGUUGAGGACGCAACCCACGAGACCAUUCCCAUCAUGCUGGUAGGAAACAAGGCUGAUCUUCGUGACACUGCUGCUGCGGAAGGACAAAAAUGUGUCCAAGGAUAUUUUGGAGAAAAACUGGCCAUGACCUAUGGGGCAUUAUUCUGUGAGACAAGUGCAAAAGAUGGCUCCAACGUAGUGGAAGCAGUUCUCCAUCUUGCUCGGGAAGUGAAGAAAAGGACAGAGGAUGAUGACAGCAAAUCUAUCACCAAUCUGGCCGGGACUGGUUCCAAGAAGUCCAUACAGAUGAAGAAUUGUUGCAAUGGUUAAGUUCCAACCACCGCUGAAAUGUCUUAAUUUCCACAACACUGAAUUUUGUGACUCAUUUGGUUCUUAAUAGGGUGUUGCAUCCAAUGGCAUGGGCCUAUGGAGAAAUGUGAACUGUCCUUUCCCUCCUGCUGCAACCCUGACUCUCUUUGCUGAAUCUCACUGAGUGAUUUGGGCCUUCUGGUACUUUUGUAAUGGCUUUUAAAAGAUAAUAUGUUCAUGUUUGUUAUGGGGUUGUUUUCUUAAAACAAGGUCACAUGCUCAGGUUAAUGAUGAAUGACAAACCACUGACUUAAUUAGGUUCAUAAGAUAGUUGACCUUGUAGUUAACCUAUGCUGGCAAUUACUUACAAAAUUUGACACUAGAGCAGUUCUCAUCCAAGGCCUUUUAAUCCAAGCUUCACUGCUAUACAGCUUUGUGAUCUUGGGUAAGUCACCAGCCCAUUUUAGAUUUUUUCUUUGUGUAAAAUAAGCAGCUUAGCCUCUAAGGCCCAUGGGUCUGGGCGCUUCUCAGAAUCUGUAGCAUUUUUUAGCAGUAGGAAGAGGUUCUCCAGGGCUAUUCCUAGGGGAGGUGUCCUUGCUUUUAAAAUACUAGGUUAUUAAUUUUUCUCACUUUGGAAAGGAUAACCAGAUUUAAUUGACUAAAAAAGGCUGCAAUUUAUGCUUUGAUGGAAAAGAAGAUCUAUUUUUUAUGUAUAAAGAAAACAUAUUUGAAAAAAAGGUUGUAAAUAAAAGAGUAUUUUAUAACUUGAGAAUACUUAAUUUUAAGGAAAAUAUGUGAAGCCACAUACUAUUGAAAGUACAAUGCCAGGAAUGUUGCUCAUGAGAAAAAUACACACCAGUCAGUGGGCACCAGAGGCUGAGAAAACAGGGCCACUGAUGGCAGUUUCUUUGGGGAAUAACAAGAUUGUUCCAGAAUUAGAAUAAUGGCCAUGGAUAUGGAUCUUCUUUUAUUUACAAAGAAACUGGUGCAUUUUAUAUUUUGAAAUAAUUUUUAUGGCAUGUAAUUUAUAUUUCAUUAAAAGUAUCUUGGCAACUUAGAGCAACUUACCAUUUUGCCAUAUGAAAAUAUCCAUGUUAUUUUACACUUUCCCAUAGUUCAAAGCUUAAUCUGUAGUUCAGUGCCAACCCCCUGAUUUCAAGCACUAACUUUCUUAAAUAAUGAUCAAGAAAAGAAGUAUU